Messenger RNA from Lagenorhynchus albirostris (white-beaked dolphin), 5618 nucleotides. RefSeq names its product phosphatidylinositol glycan anchor biosynthesis class N (gene PIGN). Gene Ontology annotation, molecular function: mannose-ethanolamine phosphotransferase activity. Bases 414 to 3209 code for a protein of 931 amino acids. Gene Ontology annotation, biological process: GPI anchor biosynthetic process. The record is from RefSeq and is a predicted model, not a curated record. Gene Ontology annotation, cellular component: endoplasmic reticulum membrane. The transcript has 31 exons. Lineage: Eukaryota; Metazoa; Chordata; Mammalia; Artiodactyla; Delphinidae.
CGGUGUUCCGUGGUUGAGGAGCGGUUAUGACGGUGGUUUAGGAACAUUCAUUCUCUUGGAUGUCCUUUCGGGAACAGAGGGGAACUCUGACCUCGAGCUGGGUCCCGCCUUCGCGGUGAGGAGGCCCCAUUCCUGAGAUCAGGCGUGACCUGUAUAACCCCAGAUUUCCCUGUCUUUCUGCAUAGGUUCUUCCUUUAAGCACCAAAAUAGAGGUGGCAAUAAUUAUGUUAUCAGAGAGUUGUAAGGAGUUGGAUGUAGAAGUCCUUCCAUGAUUGGCUUCCUAUAACACGUCUGUAGUUUCCUGAUUCUACUUCGUAUCCUAUAAUCAUGGACUUGUUUAUGUGACCUUCCAAGCCCGUAACAAAUCAACUGGCCAGUCUCCUCAUUUUUCUUGAAGAUUAGUUACACAGGAUAUGCUGCUGUACACUAUUUUGGGAUUGCUUAUACAUUUGGUGUUCUUCGCCUCUAUCUUUGACAUUUAUUUUACAUCUCCUUUGGUUCAUGGAAUGACUCCUCAGUUUACACCAUUGCCUCCCCCAGCGAAAAGAUUAGUGCUGUUUGUUGCUGAUGGCCUGCGAGCAGAUAAACUUUAUGAAUUAGAUGAAAAUGGAAAUACUAGGGCACCAUUUAUUAGGAAUAUCAUAAUGCAUGAAGGCAGCUGGGGGAUAUCUCACACACGUGUGCCAACUGAAUCUCGGCCAGGCCAUGUAGCCCUGAUAGCAGGGUUUUAUGAAGACGUCAGUGCAGUUGCCAAAGGAUGGAAGGAAAAUCCUGUAGAAUUUGAUUCUCUUAUUAAUGAAACCAGGCACACAUGGUGCUGGGGGAGCCCAGACAUCUUGGCUAUGUUUGCCAAAGGUGCUAGUGGAAACCAUGUUUUUGCAUAUAAUUAUGAGGCUUACAGCGAGGAUUUUGGUGCCCAGGAUGCAACAAAACUGGAUACCUGGGUUUUUGAUAAUGUGAAGGAAUUCUUUCAUGCUGCCAGAAACAACCAAUCUUUGUUUUCUAAACUAAAUGAAGACAAAAUAGUUUUUUUCUUACAUUUAUUAGGAAUAGAUACAAAUGGACAUGCUCACCGACCAUCGUCAAGGGAAUACUUGAACAAUAUUAAAAUAGUUGAUGAGGGAUUGAAAGAAAUUGUGUCUACUCUUAAAGAUUUUUACGGAAAUGAUGGGAAAACAGCAUUUAUCUUUACUGCUGACCAUGGAAUGACAGACUGGGGUUCCCAUGGAGCUGGUCAUCCUUUAGAGACUUGUACUCCUUUUGUCACUUGGGGAGCUGGAAUCAAGUAUCCUCAAAAAGUGUUAGCUCAGAAAUUUGAUGAUACAUAUUUGCAAGAAUGGAAAUUGGAGAACUGGAAGAGACAAGAUGUCAAUCAGGCUGAUGUUGCACCACUGAUGGCUGCUCUUAUUGGAGUUCCCUUCCCUCUUAAUUCAGUGGGAACCCUUCCUGUGGAUAUACUUAACAGCACUGAUCUCUUCAAAGCAGAGAGCAUGUUUACAAAUGCAGUACAGAUUCUUGAACAGUUCAAGGUGAAAAUGGCUCAGAAAAAAGAAGCUACUUUACCAUUUUUGUUCACACCAUUUAACUCGCUUUCUGAUUCUAAACAGAUCAACAUUUUAAGAAAAGCAAGAUCUUAUAUAAAACAGAAAAAGUAUGAUGAAGCAGUUUCCCUUUGCAAGGAGCUGAUUAAUCUUGCAUUGAAAGGAUUGUCCUAUUAUCACACUUAUGACAGAUUCUUUUUGGCUUUCAAUGUCGUUCUUGGCUUUGUGGGAUGGACAUCUUAUGCUUCUUUGCUGAUCAUCAAGUCUCACUGCAACCUUACCAGAGGUGUUAGUAAAGAAGUCAAGAAACCAAGCCAUCUCCUGUCAUGCAGUUUUAUAGCUGUUGGCGUUUUACUAGCACUUUUCCUGCUGAUUCAAGCCUGUCCCUGGACUUACUACAUAUAUUGCUUAUUGCCACUGCCAGUAUGGUAUGCGGUUCUGAGAGAAUUUCCAGUUAUUCAAGGCUUGGUCACAUUACUGUUGACCUUCCCUCCAAGUCAUUUUGUUGGAUACCUGUUACUCUUUAUCCUGGGAGUUGAAGUAUUAGUUCUCAGUUUUUUCUACCGCUAUAUGCUUACAGCUGGACUCAUUGCAUUUGCAGGUUGGCCAUUUAUCACUCCACUGUGGACUCGAGCAAAGAGCACCUCGCUGAGUUGGAUUUUCUUCUGUUUGCUCCUGGCAGUGUUCCCACUUAUGCCUGUUGUAGGACGAAAGCCAAAUAUCUUUCUAGUAGUGGGUGCAGGCUUGCUGGUUCUUCUGCUAUCCCUGUUUGUUGUAACAUCUGUCUUAAAAAGAAAAGAUAGUCUUGUAAGUGAAGAGCUGGUGUUACAUCUAUUACAGAUGCUAAGCACGGUGCUUUCCAUUUGUGUUGUGUAUGGCACUCAUAAUAGUCUACUCAAGAAACAAGGACUGCCUCUUAUUAAUCAGGUUGUUAGCUGGAUAAUAUUAGCCUCUUCCUUCGUCAUGCCUCUACUGAGUCCUCUGAUUCUCUUUGAUCGGCUGUUUAGCAUUCUUGUUUCCUCAAUGUCGACCUACCUACUUCUAAGCACAGGGUAUGAAGCUCUCUUCCCAUUAGUGUUGUCAUGUUUGAUGUUUGUCUGGAUACACAUGGAACAAGAAACCCUGCCACAAUCUGUUGUUUUCUGUAAACAGAAGGUCUCCAGUAUCCAAUUCACCUAUAAUACUGAUAUAACCCAGUUUCGAGACCUCUAUCUGGAUGACAUCCGUAGGGCCUUUUUCCUUGUUUUCUUCUUAAUGACGGCCUUUUUUGGAACUGGGAAUAUAGCUUCUAUUAACAGCUUUGAUCUUGCCUCUGUCUAUUGCUUUCUGACCGUGUUUAGUCCUUACAUGAUGGGAGCCCUGAUGAUGUGGAAGAUUUUAAUCCCCUUUGCUCUUGUGAUGUGUGCUUUUGAAGCUGUUCAGUUAACUACCCAGUUAUCAUCAAAAAGUCUUUUUCUCAUGGUUAUCAACAUAUCAGACAUCAUGGCUUUGCAUUUUUUCUUCUUGAUCAAAGAUUAUGGCAGCUGGCUUGAUAUUGGAACAAGCAUCAGCCACUACGUGAUUGUCAUGUCCAUGACCAUCUUUCUGGUGUUUCUCAAUGGCCUGGCACAGAUGCUCACAACAAAGAAACUCAAACUGUGUGGCAGACCCAAAAGCCACCUCACGUGAUGUUGCCAAAGCCAUCAUUCAGCAUCCAGAUCCUGGUUCUCAUUCUCCUUGUCAACUAAAAUCUUAUCAAGGAUUCAUAAAGGAGAUGGAUAUUAAUGUAUAACAUACUCUGCUCAUCUAAAGGAAAUUAUAUGUGGAAUUCUGAAUUUAUGGGUUAUCUGGAAUAAAGGAGCUUCCAUUUUCUUUAGGUUUUGCAUGAAGUCAUGGUUACAUCUGUGGAAAAGCAGAGUAAAGCAUUCUACAUCUUCAUUUUUUCCUUUAGUUGGCAACUCCUCUCACUGAUGUUUCAGAGCACCUGUAACAGUCUCUGGUCCCCAGCUGUACAGCUUCCUGUAUUAUAUGCAGAGGAGAAUGUGCUCCUGAGGGGGCAGUACUGAUCACAUCCAAAAUCAAUGCACUGGCUGAACAUGAAGUAAAUCACCAGGUGGCACCAUAAAUAUUUAUCAACUCUAAGCACUUGUUUUGCAAGUAGUUCUAACUACUAAACAACAUUAGAAAGACAAUCAGGAUGUGUAGAAAAAUGUUUGCAGGUGUUUUUCAUUUUUCUUCAGUAUUCAGCAAUACUAUUUUAUGCUUUUUAGUGCUUUUUUAGUUUUCAUAGUCAAUCAGCUAGAUGCAGGUUUUACCUUCACUUUUUUUUUUUUUCCAUUUCUGGAUUCUCAUGGAAUUUCUGGAGAUAGAAAAGCAGAAAAAGCUUGUUAUUUGUGUCUUGUCCGUGGGGGAAAAGAUUUAAGUGAUUAGUUUUUUUUGGUUUUUAAAAUUUUUAUUUUAUUUAUUUAUUUUUGGCUGCAUUGGGUCUUCGUUGCUGUGCGCAGGCUUUCUCUUGUUGCAGAGCACGGGCUCUAGAGCGCAGGCUCAAUAGUUUUGGAACACAGGCUCAGUAGUUGUGGCUCACAGGCUCUAGAGCGCAGGCUCAGUAGUUGUGGUGCAUGGGCUUAGUUGCUCCGCAGCAUGUGGGAUCUUCCCAGACCAGGGCUCGAACCCAUGUCCUCUGCAUUGGCAGGCAGAUUCUUAACCACUGCACCACCAGGGAAGCCCCUAAAUGAUUAGUUUUUAAUUGUAGAUUCAAUAACUGUUACUUCCAAAGCUUUUAUCAUGCAUUAUUCCAACAGAAUUCUUUAAAUCAAUAGUUAAACUUUCUGAAAAUAUCAUAGGUCAGUGUUAAAAUUGCUUUUCUUUCUGGUUGUGAGAUUCUAGCUCAAAGGCCCAAAGUCCUCUCGUUAAAGUUUAAUUUCUAUUCAUAAACUAAUUUUAAUGGACAAAAUAUUUUGAGAGUAAUUUUUAUUUGGAUUCUUCAUAAAGUGACCUUUAGAUGUCACUGUGGAGUUGGCCUUUUGCCCAUGGUGAGCCGGGAGAGUUUGGCUGAUGCUAAGCUUUCUUGGUCUGAGUCCCAUUUUUAAAAAGUAAUUGAUUUUGAAUUAAGUUAUAGCAUCACUAAUUCAUUAUUAAUGAUGAGGAAGCCCUCUACAAAUUAGCACAUUUUUCAAACUGGCAGGUGAGUGAACAGAUACAAUUUAGGAGAUUCGAAAAUCAGUUUGGCAAAAUGUACUUUCUUAAUUCCUAUUUAUGAUGAAGUAUAGUUAUAAUUGACUUGUGAUAGUACUUCAUGGUAUACCAGCGAAAGCAUUAUAGUACAAAAAAACAAGAGACGUAUUGAUGUCAAUGUAAGACCUCAUGCAGUCUGUAAUAUGAAAUCUAGGUGGACAGCUAAGAAGCUGCUGAAACGGUAUUGGCAGGUGGAGAACCCAUGAACUUUCACGUUGCCUCAAAGGAUUUUUGAUCAGUCUUUUCACAAGUCAGAGAAAACUGACUUUAUAAACACUUAUUAUUUUUCCUUUUAUAUCUAGUUUUGCCUUUCAACUUUCUCCAGAUUUUCACACAGAGGAAUUAAUGAAUAUUUUAUUACAACACGGUAAAAGGUGCUCUGUGCUUUAUCUUUAUUUUGCUUUUCGAAGCACAUCGUUUUAAUAUUGUUUCAAGUCAGUGUGAAUUUACAAAACAUGGAUUGCCCCUACAGCCACAGGCCAGCCUUGCUCUACUAUGACAGGGCCCCUCAGACUCACCUGGGAACAGUGCACUGGAUGGGCCUUUUCUACUGCACAGCUUAUCAGAAUAUCUUGAAGUGUUUUGAAAUGCAUAUUUUUAUAUUGAAAAACAGAAAAUAUAAAUAAGAUUUAAGUAAAAUAUAUUUCUGUUUAAGGCAUUUACUUUUUCAUUGUAACUAUAAAUAUCAGGUUUUCAAGUCAAGACUUAAGACAUUUGCUGAUUAACAUUUGUUUAAAUUAAGAAUUGCUGUAAGAAUUAAAGUGGGCAUAUCAGGUUGAGAAAAUACUGAACAACAAAAAAAAACCAUGCUAUGUCACAUGGACCAUGAAUAAAUCUUGGAGGAAACCCUAAGGAUUUAGGAAA